This is a messenger RNA of Plasmopara halstedii, 473 nucleotides long. RefSeq lists its product as uncharacterized. NCBI's taxonomy places the organism in Eukaryota, Oomycota, Peronosporomycetes, Peronosporales, Peronosporaceae. The record is from RefSeq and is a predicted model, not a curated record. The transcript has a single exon. Bases 100 to 279 code for a protein of 59 amino acids.
GUUGCAAUACGACAACGAAGUAAAAUAUGAAGAAAAGGAUAACAAUAUUUUGCUCAAAAACGAAUAUUUCGCUAACUUCUUAACGUAUAGUAUGAUAAUAUGGCUGUCACUUCGUCAAAUGCAUCCAUGUCGGUGGCUGCUCAGCUACAAGAAAAACUUUGUCUUGAUCGCACCACUUUUCUUACUCGAUUACAGAGGACCAAUAUAAAAGUCGGAGUGAUUACUUCAGUAUGCGAAAUCAUCGCAUUGUCCAUGAUUUCAGAUAUCUGUAACAAAUAAUAUAACGCAAGCUACAUGUCGUUUAUGAUUUUUUUGAAUAAUAAAAAAAGAGUCAGCUGGGGGCAUCGCUACAGAAUCUUUUGCCUGCAUCAGGGUAUGAUUCGUACGCUUAUCAGCACAGUUAUGUGUAUAAAUACUGUUUGAUGUUAAGCGACAGUGGCAGAAAUCUCAAACAUUGUCUAAACUGUCAAUGA